Venustampulla echinocandica is the source of this 660-nucleotide messenger RNA. RefSeq lists its product as uncharacterized. The transcript has 4 exons. The record is from RefSeq and is a predicted model, not a curated record. Gene Ontology annotation, biological process: endoplasmic reticulum to Golgi vesicle-mediated transport; intracellular protein transport; Golgi organization. The coding region runs from base 1 to 660 and encodes 219 amino acids. Gene Ontology annotation, cellular component: endoplasmic reticulum; COPII-coated ER to Golgi transport vesicle; endoplasmic reticulum-Golgi intermediate compartment. NCBI's taxonomy places the organism in Eukaryota, Fungi, Ascomycota, Leotiomycetes, Helotiales, Pleuroascaceae.
AUGGCAUAUCUCCCGUCACUGCUGCACGCCUUGUGCAGUGUCGUGCUUUUCCUGGCAUGUGCUGAGGCGCUGAAAUUCGAUAUCGACGCUACGAGUAGAAACGAUAGGAGCCGUGUGCGAUGCAUCCGGAAUUUCGUUGCAAGGGAUACGUUGGUGGUCGUAACAGCUACUGUGGAUGGAUAUAAAGGAGAUGGCAUGAAGGUUGAUAUGGAAAUCAAAGACGCUGUUGGAAAUGAGUAUGGCCGGCCAAGGGAUGUGGUGGGCGAGCAAAGAAUGGCAUUUACAUCUCAUGCCGAUUCAUAUUUUGACGUCUGCUUUGAGAACCACUUUACUGGCUCCACGGGCGUCUCCAACCCAGUCAGACAGGUAGAACUCGACAUUGAUAUCGGCGCAGACGCAAAGGAUUGGUCUGCCGUUCAGGCCACCGAGAAGCUCAAACCUGUUGAAACAGAAUUACGACGCAUUGAGGAGAUGGUGCAGGAAAUCGUGGCUGAAAUGGACUACCUCCGGAGCCGUGAGCAGAAGCUGCGGGAUACCAAUGAGAGCACCAACAACCGGGUCAGGUGGUUUGCGUUUGGAACUAUGGGCAUGCUAGUUGCUUUGGGAGCUUGGCAAAUUAUAUAUUUGCGGGCGUACUUCAGAUCGAAACAUCUCAUCUAA